Molecule: messenger RNA, 1031 nt
Organism: Colletotrichum phormii
Lineage: Eukaryota; Fungi; Ascomycota; Sordariomycetes; Glomerellales; Glomerellaceae
Exons: 1
Coding region: 195-692 (165 amino acids)
Source: RefSeq, a predicted model, not a curated record
GCACCACAGACAACCAGGCUAUCGCUCGGAUCCAGACCAUCCUCGGAGUUCCUCGGCGAGGAGCGCUCGCGAAUCUCAAUCAUACACUGCCACGCUACUCCUUUGCCGGGUAUCGACGACAACCUAUUUCCAUUCUAUUCAGAAGAGAAUGACAACGACGGGGAGGAGAUUCUCCCACAAUCUCUGACGAAAGAAUGGGAGGAAAAGGUUCGGCUUUCACAGGACUGUCCCUCUACCACCGGCACUGUAAUGAGGAAGGUGACAGAGUUGACGGACGAAGAGAUGUGCAAGAGGAGCAGCGUACCUUCGGUAGCAUCUCAGAUUUCCUACCACGACGACCACUGCCGCCGCCACGAUUCCAUCAGAUCCUCAAUCACCCUGACCAAUGGGCCACGCCCGCCACCGAUCCCCCGACGGGUAUCUUCUCUACGACAACCCGGCGCCGUGUACGUGAUCCCUCGUGGAGAUCCAAUCUCGCCCGCGGAGAUCCAGCGCGCGUUUCCCCUCGCCAUGAAGAGAGUCCCAUCACACACCGUCUCAGACUCACACACCCUCUCAAAAACAGACGACGAAGAAAAGGGCGGCUUCCCAUCACCGCAGUCCGAGUCCGCAUCAAUCAUCUCGUCCAUCUUCGCCCCGCCGCUUCGGCACCUGGCAAGUCACCCGUCUCUCCACGGGUCCAAAUCGAGUGACACGCCGCGGGGGAGGGGGCAGCAGCGCCCUACUCCCGUCACGGAGCAAAGACACCCCGGCAAGGCCGACGCCCGGAUCAGUCGCUUCACGAAGCCAUUUGAGCCGGAUAUUGACGAGGUUAAUGGCGAGGACCACUUGCACCAAGUGAGGCAUAUCCAUAUGACGAGGGCGGAGAAGCACGGCACCGUAUCAUCGUCAUCGAAUGUGGAGGUUGAAGGGGAGCAGUGGGUUGAAGGAUGGCGGCUCACCGUUCUAGUGGCUGGGAUCUGUCUCGCGGUCUUUUCCAUCUCGGCCGAUCGAACUCUCCUUACAACCGUGAGCAAUCAUCUCGUUUAUUG